AUGAGGCAAGAAUUUGUAGAUGGUGUCGAUGCUUUUGUUGGCUAUGCAAUGACACUUGAAACUUUUCUAAGUCAUGGUUUGGUUAGGUGCCCUUGUGUGAAAUGUCAAUGUAGGAAUUACGAGAAUCCAGAGAUUGUUAGGCUUCAUCUCUAUAAAGACGGCUUUCAAAAAGAUUAUACAGUGUGGACUAGUCAUGGAGAAAUGAAUAGUAGUUUUGGUAGAUUUCAAGACUUUGUUGUUGGUGAAAGUAGUAGGGCGGUGGAACCUAAUGUCCAAAAUUCUAGAAUGCACGACAUGGUUCAAGAUGCUUAUGGGAUGCAUUCCGAUUUUGAAUCCGGCAACCAUGGUGAAGAAGCUCCAAAUGAAGAAGCUAGUCGUUUUUUUGAACAGUUGAAAAAGGCUAGUCAGCCUUUAUAUGACGGGAGUCCCCACUCUCAAUUGUCUAUUGCUGUUAGAUUAUUAAGCAUCAAAGCAGAUUGGAAUGUUCCUCAAGGUGCAAUGGAUGCUGUGAUUGGCCUUAUACAUGAAUUAGUUGACCCAAAUUUAGAGAUACCUGAAAAUUACUAUAAGGCAAAGAGACUAGUGUCUAAGUUAGGGCUCUCGUCGAUGAGAAUUGAUUGUUGUGAAAAUGGAUGCAUGUUAUACUAUAAGGAUGACGAAGGUCUAGAAUCUUGUAAGUUUUAUGGAAGAGCUCGUUUUAAGCGGACUCGUAGCGGGAAGAGGGUUGCCGUUAAGGCAAUGCAUUACUUACCUCUUACACCAAGGUUAAAGAGGUUGUACGCAUCAAAUAGCUCCGCUCCUCAUAUGAGAUGGCACAGUGAAAAUAGAAGGCCGCCUGGUGUUAUGUGUCAUCCAUCAGACGGAGAGGCUUGGAAACAUUUUGACACAACAUAUCCAGACUUUGCGGCUGAACCACGAAACAUUAGGUUGGGUUUAUGUUCCGAUGGAUUCACUCCACAUUCUGUUUCUGCUGCACCAUAUUCUUGCUGGCCUGUUUUUUUUAACACCAUAUAA
Molecule: messenger RNA, 1014 nt
Organism: Lycium barbarum (goji berry)
Lineage: Eukaryota; Viridiplantae; Streptophyta; Magnoliopsida; Solanales; Solanaceae
Exons: 1
Coding region: 1-1014 (337 amino acids)
Source: RefSeq, a predicted model, not a curated record